Messenger RNA from Chelmon rostratus (copperband butterflyfish), 6529 nucleotides. It is a transcript of the gene map3k13, whose product is annotated as mitogen-activated protein kinase kinase kinase 13. Gene Ontology annotation, molecular function: JUN kinase kinase kinase activity; ATP binding. Gene Ontology annotation, biological process: protein autophosphorylation; JNK cascade. The coding region runs from base 235 to 3270 and encodes 1011 amino acids. The transcript is spliced from 15 exons. NCBI's taxonomy places the organism in Eukaryota, Metazoa, Chordata, Actinopteri, Chaetodontiformes, Chaetodontidae. The record is from RefSeq and is a predicted model, not a curated record.
AUCGGAUUGGACAACAAAUAUAUGGACCGAGGGAGAGAGCGAGAGAGCAGUUUGACAUCUCUGAGGGAUUCAGCGGAGUUUAACGGUGAGAAGCAAGACGGAGCGGAACUCGGAGCCCAGAUCGAACUCAGCAAAACCUGUGAGAUGCUCAGAAACCCCCGGACAGGCAAUUUUCUGAAUUUAGAUUAACCAGUGUGUUAGGACGCGCCCAACAUCAUCAUCACUGGGUAGCCCAUGCACAUGCACGACACCAUGGGUAGCUCCCCCGAGGUGCUAUCGUGGACUUCCUGCCCGAGUCUGCUGGUGGGCAAGCUGAAGGAGGAGCUCAAGCUCACCGUGGUCGGGGAUGCCAUGAAGAAAUCAAACUCACCCAACUCCCAACCUCAGCCUCCUCAGGCCCCUCCGUCCAGUUUACCUCCUCAGAUUAUCACAGACCUGGCCCCGCCGACACACCUGCCCGUUCCCCUGCAGACGCUGCAGACGCCCGGCCAGGAUGAGGACUCAGUGCUGGGGGGUAUAAGCCCCCCGAACACAGCCUUGAGCGUGGACUCGACACGAAGUGAGGGCGGGCACUUUGACAACAGUGUGCUCCAGCUGCAGGAGCAGGACCAUGAGGAAGCCGGAUCGCCAGCCUCCUGCGAGCACGGCGGAUGUGGCAGUGGGAUGGAGGAGCAGAUGGGAGAAGGAGACUGUCCCAUGGACCACAGUGGAGGAGGAGGACAGGGCCACCCCCAUCACCCCGAUGACAUCAAGUUGCACUUCCACAGAGCGGGGCCUGGGUCUGGUGGCUUCUUAGAGGGGCUGUUUGGCUGUCUUCGGCCUGUGUGGAACAUCAUAGGGAAGACAUACUCGACAGAAUACAAGCUACAGCAGCAAGACAUGUGGGAGGUUCCAUUUGAGGAGAUUUCAGAGUUGCAGUGGCUGGGCAGCGGUGCACAAGGAGCCGUCUUCUUGGGCAAGUUCCGCUCUGAAGAGGUGGCCAUCAAGAAGGUGCGCGAACAGAAGGAGACGGACAUUAAACACCUCAGAAAACUCAAACAUCCAAAUAUCAUCAGCUUCAAGGGUGUGUGCACCCAGGCACCUUGUUACUGCAUCAUCAUGGAGUACUGUGCCCAGGGCCAGCUGUAUGAGGUGUUGAGGGCCGGGAGGAAAGUGACCCCCAGGAUGCUGGUGGACUGGGCCUCGGGCAUCGCCAGCGGCAUGAACUACCUGCACCUGCAUAAAAUUAUCCACAGAGAUCUCAAGUCUCCCAAUGUUUUGGUCACACACAACGACACUGUGAAAAUCUCUGACUUUGGAACGUCCAAAGAGCUCAGUGACAAAAGUACAAAGAUGUCAUUUGCUGGUACGGUGGCCUGGAUGGCCCCGGAAGUGAUUAGAAAUGAGCCUGUGUCUGAAAAAGUAGACAUCUGGUCAUUUGGAGUUGUGUUAUGGGAACUGCUGACGGGAGAGAUUCCCUACAAAGACGUGGACUCCUCCGCCAUCAUUUGGGGUGUUGGCAGCAACAGUCUUCACCUUCCUGUCCCCUCCACCUGCCCGGAUGGCUUCAAAAUCCUCAUGAAACAAACAUGGCAAGGCAAGCCCAGGAAUAGGCCUUCGUUUCGUCAGAUCCUCCUACAUCUUGACAUUGCCUCUGCUGAUGUCCUAGGAGCUCCUCAGGAGACCUACUUCAAGUCUCAGUCAGAAUGGAGGGAGGAAGUGAAGAAACAUUUUGAGAAGAUCAAAAGUGAAGGCACCUGCAUCCACAGGCUGGACGAAGAGCUGAUCCGACGCAGGCGGGAUGAACUCAGGCAUGCUCUGGACAUCCGGGAGCACUAUGAGAGGAAACUGGAGAGGGCAAACAACCUCUACAUGGAGCUCAGUGCCAUCAUGCUGCAGCUGGAGGUCCGAGAGAAGGAACUAAUGAAGAGAGAGCAGGCAGUGGAGAAGAAGUAUCCCGGGACCUACAAGCGCCACCUGGUCAGACCCAUCGUCAGGUCUAACGCUGUAGAGAAGCUCAUCAAGAAGAAAGGAAGCAUGUCCCACAAACCCGGGAUGCCCCCCACAAAAAGGCCAGACUUGCUUCGUUCUGAUGGCAUCCCCAGUGUCGACCCUCUCCCCUCCCCCUCGCCACUGUCAGCCAGCCCGAAGGUGUCCACUCCUCCUGGCAAAGCCCGGUACAGAAGCAAGCCUCGUCACCGCCGCGCAAACAGUAAAGGAAGCCACAGCGAGUUCCCCGGGCUGCUGAAGCCCGUCGCUGGGCCACUAGAGGACACCCAGUCUCUUCAGGAGCAACAGUUCCACCAUCAUCACCACCACCACCCACCGACCGAGGGGCCCUUCCUUCCUUUGAAGGGCCGCGAGGAGGCCGUCGUCAACUGUGCCAACAACCUGCGCUACUUUGGCCCUGCCGCUGCCCUCCGUAGCCCUCAGACUGACCACCUGCAGCGCCGUGUGUCUGGCUCCAGCCCUGACCUCAUAUCCACAGCUGUGGAUGCAGACACGCGACAGCGGACUUCAUCCACCAGCUCCAAUCCUCUCCCGGGUGCAGGUGCUGGUUCUUUGUGUCCCUGCUGCCAGGCUCACCCCUUCCCUGGCUGCCUACACUGUCAGGAGACCCCUCCUGCGUCAAACCACCCAGAGUUGCCCCACUACUCACUGCUCAACACCCAGGAAAGUGCCCCAUCUUCUUUGGGGGUUCCCGGCAAAGAUCUAGCCUCAGACGGAGAGGCCGCAAAGAAGGCUGAGCCACAGGAACAAGAGGCAUGCCAACACACUCACGCCCUGCCCACUGCACUGCCCCGCACUCUCAGACCUCUCAGGAAGGGUGGGGAUGAGUCAUCUGAAGAGGAAGAAGGGGAGGUUGAUAGUGAAGUGGAGUUUCCACGGAGACAGAGACCUCAUCGCUGUAUGAGCAGCUUCCAGUCUUACUCCACCUUCAGCUCAGAGAACCUGUCUGUGUCUGACGGAGAGGAGGGGAACACCAGCGACCACUCCCACAGCGGGCCCCUGGAGAGGCUGAGCGCCAGUCAGGAGGAGCACCUGGAUGAGCUGCUGUCGCACACGCCGGACAUCCCCAUCGACAUCUCCACCCAGUCAGACGGCCUCUCUGAUAAGGAGUGCGCCGUCCGCAGGGUGAAGACCCAGAUCUCACUGGGAAAACUGUGCUCCGACGAGCACAGCUAUGAGAAUCCGCUACAGUUUGGGGACUCAGACUGUGAUUCAUCAGAAGCAGAGUGCUCCGAUGCCACCAUUAGAAACAACAAAGUCGGGGCUCCUUCCUCGUGGUGAAACCCGCCCCGGGGCUCAGUUCUGUUUUUGCCUGGAGGCCAUCACGUCCCACUCUGCCCUGCAGAAAAUACAGCAAUAAGAGGACAUCAUUCUAAACAAAGCUCCCUAUAGCAAAGCCCCAUGCAGUCUCUCCCAGGACCCCCUUCACACCUACCCUUCCCCUCAUAAAACCCAGUCUCCCUCAGCUCUAGCACAGCAUCCAGGCAACCCAUGGCAGGGAUUCCCUUUUGAAUGAUAAUGUACAGUCGAUAGUGUAACAUUCAUAAUUUAUUUUUGUCUGAGUUUUGAAGGAAAAUUCAGGACCUCUGUAUGUUCUCUGAUCUGAACAGAGAAAAAACUGACAUUUUGAAACUGAGCAUGGGCUAACUGUGUGGUGGGGAGAGACUGAGAUUGGAUGAAGAUGCAGAUGAUGAUGAUGUGAAGGAGGAUGUGCUGGGGUGCUGAUGUAUCAGAGGCGGACAGCUAGCAGCGUGGUUAUAUCACUGCUUUUGUUGGUCUCUCAGGAGACUGACUUAGACUAGGAUUUAUCAGUUGCUCUCAGCAUCUUAAUGUUGUAGACCGAAAUCCCCAACCAACAAGGACUCCCUCUUACUAAAAGUAAGACCGACCUGCUUUAUCAUGAGUUUACAGUGCAGAGCCCCAGUUACCCCGCCUCCCCCACUUCCAUCCCAUCCCCACCAUGGUGAGUGGGAAACAGGAAGCUCAUGAAAACCGUAUGAACACCAGCAUGAACAACCUGCCUCGCGACCGGACUCCCUCCCUCUGUAGAAAACCACCACGUGUGUCUAGUCAUCAGGAUCCCCGCUGAACUGUCCUAGCAUGCCUGUGCAGCUCGCAGAAUGCAAAAGCUGCCAGAAGACUGCAUGAAGUGGACGAGCCAGCAGAGCAACAGAGAUAGAGACACAGCUGACAGCUGAAGAAACAAUAACAAAAAAAAGAGACUCUUUCUCUGUGACCCAGCUAAUCUUUCUCCAAGACACGCCACUGUCAUUGUCAUCGUCAAUCAGAUGUCAUGACCGGAGUUGUUAAGGGAGUUAUCUGUGUGUGUGAUUGUGUGUGUGUGUGAGAGAGGGUGUGUGAGAACAAAAAGCCCUUUCCUCUCCAUUAGACAUUACAGUUUCAAGUCUCAUCUCAGGAUUGUUCGAGGACUGCGAGAAACUGGACUGGACCAAUAAUUGAGUGUAGGAAUCUCCUUUGAGUGGCACAUAUUACGGACCAUGCAGGAAUAUUAAAAAAGCCAAUAGCCUUGAUGUUCAACCCAUUGUUGCUGUAACGGAUAUUAAUGCUAUGUAGAGAUAUAGAGUGUUUUAGUUGCAAUCCAGGUGCAGUAUCCCAUUUCUUGAAAUCACAAGGUGCAGUGUCUCCCGUGUACAAUUUUCUAGCAGGGUAAUUUAUACUGUCCAAUAAGCAAUGUCCAAAAAUAUUUGUUUUACUGUGCUGUGGUGAGUAAAACAGCAAUAAUGUAAGUUGGCGCUCAGGUGAGAAUGAAGUUGCUUGCUCAGGAUCUGGAGCGUCUAGCUGGCUAGACACUAUAAUGGCUGGAGGAGAGCAGCAAGUGUCAAACAGCUUAUUAUAGAUGCUAUAUUUUUUAAUUGUCCCAUUUUUGUGAACUUGCCUUUCCAGAUAUUUGAUGCUCAGGUUUUAUGUUGCGGAUUGACAGCAGGAGCAAUAUAUCAACAGCCACUAGAUGGCGACAGUUACUAUGACUUAUUUUUCCUUGUGUUAUGUAAAUGUCCUGGUUCAAUUUCUUUUUUCUACCCAAGCUAAUUUAUCUGACAUUUGCCAUGAGCAUAAAAAUCUAAGCAUCCCAGCAAUAUUACUUUUUUUGUUUUGUUGUAUUUUAAAAGGGAUACUGCAUCUGUGAGAGCUUUAUUUUUUAUCUCUGUUAUAGUGUUUGUCAUCUUUAAUGGUUUUGCGGUUGAAAAUUAGCUAGCCAGGGUUGAAUUUAAAGAUUAUGAUGUCAAGAUGUCAGCUCAAGUGUAUGCAGACUGCUGAGCUACUAAGUUAGGAAUAUAAGCCAGAGACAAGGCCACAGAGCAAUAAAGCUGCUCUUGGUUUUCAUCAACCUCAUCUCAGUGUUAGUUACCCCUGUAUAUAAACACCUGUAAAUGUAAUGUUGCCCGUUUUUGUCCUCUCUCUGUAACGCAUCGCACAGCUCUGACAGAGCAUCGAGCUUCUGCCACCGACAACCAGCCGACAGGUUGAAAAUGAGCAGAAAAUCUGUAUUACAUCAGUAUUGAACACUGCAGGAGGGUGUGAGUCAUGAGAACCGAGUAGCACAAGGUGAAUCUAAAACUGUACUGAUGGAUAAAUUACCUUUUGCUUGAAAGGCUUACACCUGGUAUUGAAAGCAGCUGCUGCCUUUCCUCGAGCCUCCUUCAACCUUCUUCACUCUGUUUACGUACGUGUGAACUAACCUAGUGUAUUGUAAUGACUGGGUAAUCCGAUCAAGCUGUUCAUAACAUUGUCUCUCUGGCAUAUAUCCUGUGAAGUAUGAUUGUUGUAAAGUUUUAAUUUAAUAUUGAUUCUUUUUUUUUCUUUGUAGCUGGCCUACAUGAUUAUUGAAUUAAUUUAUUAUGAAUGACUGGUGUUGUGUUCUUUUUAAUUUCAGGCAGCUUUCGAAAAGUCAUGACCUAUGAUUUCUCCUGAAAAGUAUUAUUUAAAGGAAGCACAAUGAAUUGGUGUGGGAAGAGGACAGUAUUUGUAUGGCAGAACAAAGGCGUAUCACAGGAAUCUGAAGUUGUUUUUAUCUUUGUGACCCUGCAGGGGGGCCAUUCAUUAUUUAGAUUAUCACUGUGGAUGAAGUAUUGAUUUAGCAGACUUAACAUCAGUAAUUAGCAACAUUACGUUCCUAAAGCUUUUUUUUUUUAACCUUGACAUAGGUUAUAAGGAAUCACUUGUAGUACAACCAAAAGCCAGUCAGUGGACUGUCACAGCAGGGUAAAUGAGACAUUAAGCCUGAAGGCAUGUGUGAUGCCGAUUUCUGUACUUCUGCAGAGAUCCUUUCCUCUCAUUUUUAAUUAAAAUACUUACAUUUGAAUUUCUGUGAAAUUGUCUCUAACUGUGGACAUCAUGUCGCCUCAUCCCAUGUAUCAAACAUCUAUUUCUUUGUUACUCUCAUUUCCAACUCCCUUUCCUGUUGAAUGGCAUUACGAUCAACCAAUCCUAUCAGUUUCCUGUAUUAUCCAGUGUACAGUGCAAUGGGUAUCUGGGAGAAUAAAAUCGGAGCCAACAACUGCAUGGAAUAAAUGCUGAUGUA